Messenger RNA from Bacillus rossius redtenbacheri, 1863 nucleotides. It is a transcript of the gene Zip71B, whose product is annotated as zinc transporter ZIP10. Gene Ontology annotation, molecular function: monoatomic cation:bicarbonate symporter activity; zinc ion transmembrane transporter activity. Gene Ontology annotation, cellular component: plasma membrane. The transcript is spliced from 9 exons. Bases 8 to 1468 code for a protein of 486 amino acids. Gene Ontology annotation, biological process: intracellular monoatomic cation homeostasis; zinc ion import across plasma membrane. The record is from RefSeq and is a predicted model, not a curated record. Lineage: Eukaryota; Metazoa; Arthropoda; Insecta; Phasmatodea; Bacillidae.
GCGCGCCAUGUCCUCCUCGCUCACGCUGCUGGCUUGGCUCGCGUGCUGCUGUCUGGCGGCGGCGCUGGCUAACCGACCCGCCGACCACCGGCUCUUCCUGCGCGAGAUCUUCAGCAAGUACGGCGCGCACGGCGUCAUCACCUUCGAGGGUUUCGAGCACCUCCUUGCCAACCUGGGGCUGGGCCGGCUGCAGUUCGACAAGAACCACAGCGUGGCGCUGCACCGGGUGAACGGCAGCUUCCGGGACGUGCACGACAGCUUGAGGCUGCACAACCACUCGCACGGCAGAGACCGGCGGCACGUGCUGGCGGAGUACGAGCCGGAGCUGAGGCGGCUGGUGGCGCGCGAGGAGGAGGGGAACAGCUCGGCGGAGGGCGGGGGGACGCCCCCCCGGGCCUGCCUCACCCCGCAGGCCAUGCUGGCCAUGUAUGGCCUGCAGCCGUCGCACGCCGCCGUCAUCUCGCCCCUCGCUUUCCUGCACAUGUGCCCCGCCAUCGUGUACGAGCUGGACCAGCGGGCGUGCCGCGCGGCGCCAGCGCGGGACCGCCCCCGGCCAGGCGGCUGGAAGUGGCUGUACGCGGGGUGCAGCGUGCUGGCGGUGAGCGCGACGGGACUGGCCGGCGUGCUGCUGGUGCCGCUGGCGGGCAGCGCCUGCUACCGGCACGUGCAGGCCUUCCUGGUGGCGCUGGCCGCCGGCACGCUCUGCGGCGACGCGCUGCUCCACCUGCUGCCCCACGCUAUCCUGUCCAGCAGGGGGGAGCCCGCGGCCUCGGUGCUGCAGGGAGCGGCUGUGUUCGGCGCUCUCUGCGUCUUCUUCACGUUGGAGGCCGUCUUCAGCGCUCGCGGGCAGGAUGGGUCUGCCAAAGAAAACAAUGCAGGCGGCAAGAAAAAGGCUGAAAAGGAUGACUUGCAAGACGCGACGGAGAUGGGCUCGAUGCUGGAGGGAGGCCGCCACCACCACCACCACACGCCGCGGCACGGCGGCCCGGGCGCGGUGGUGCAGAUGGUGCUGAUGGGGGACGGGCUGCACAACCUCACGGAUGGGCUGGCGAUAGGCGCGGCCUUCGGCGGCGACACUGUCACCGGCCUGGCGACCACCGUCGCCGUCUUCUUCCACGAGCUGCCCCACGAGCUGGGGGACUUUGCCGUGCUCAUAGAGUCCGGAGUGAGCGUGCGACGGGCCGUGCUGUACAGCGUAUUCUCCUCGGUCCUGAGUUUCAUCGGGAUGGCCAUAGGGCUGUGGCUGGGAGACUUCGAAGCGGCCGGCAGCUGGAUCUCGUCGUUCACUGCCGGCACCUUCCUGUACAUCGCUCUGGCGAACCUGGUCCCGGAGAUGAAGGCCUCGCGGGGCGGACUCCCGGGGGCGAUGGUGGCACUACUGCGGGCCGGCGGCGUGGCGACGGGAGGCGCGGUCAUGCUCGCCAUCGCGCUCUUCGAGGACUCCAUCCUCACCAUGUUCGGCUCCUGACGGCUUCCCUCCACUGUAACACACAUUUCAAACAAUACCCCGUUCCUAGGGACACCUGUAUUUCGCGAUUUCAUUUCAUGUCAAGGUGUUUCACAUAACACUGUAGCUUUUUCUAAGAGUCGUGGCAAAUUGUGAGGGUGCAGCAGUACGGUGACCACAUUCUCAUUGGCCCCGUCAAGAGCGGGACGACACCUCUCACCGACCUCAGCCAAUAACCACAGGAGAAAAGCUACAGUAUUUUGUGAAAUACCUUGACACGAAAUGUAUUCGCGAAAUACAGGUGUCCCUACCCAUUCCUAAAGUUUUGGAAGUUUUCUGAUGUACACGCACUUGCAUCAAAUAUUGACAGACUGUAUAAAGGCUACAUACAAAUAAAAAAUUAUAUAAGUACUUUA